GGCCACUUGGCAACCAGGCCCUGGCUCUCUUGGCUGCCUGGCAGUGGGCGGGCCCAGGGCUGUCCCUCUGAGGGCGCCAGGGCGGGCAGAGAUGGACAAGGACAUGGGCACCAUCCACCGGCGGCACCGGCUGGGCCCCGGGGCCCCUCCCUUGGGGGCGGCCCCUGGAAACACCAAGGCGGCCAGCGAGGUGGCUGAGCUUCAAAGGAGCCGGAGCGCGGGGGGCCUGCUGCAGAAGGGAGACCCGCCGAGCCCCGUCCAGAAGCUGGGCAAGGAGCUGGAGUCUGAAGAGCAGGGCAAGGACCUCGGAAGCGAUGCCGAAGCGGCGGGCUAUCAGGCCAUUCCCGAGGACGGCGCGCAGGAAAAGCACCAGGACGUCCUCGCAAGGUCGGACCACGAGAGCAGGAAGGCAGAGGCCCCAGAGGAGAGCGGCCCCCGGGCCAGGGAAGGGCAGCACGUGGACGUGGGCGGCCAGGAGGCCAAGAGGCCAGCUGUGUUUGUGGAGAUAGACCUGCAAGACUGCGCCGAGGAGGUGGUCACGUGUGCCGUGACAGAAGAGAAGCGGGCCCAGGCGGACGCGGGGGAUCUGUCUGAAGAUGAGUCGGGGGCCAGCUGGGUGUGCUGCGUCCCGUACGCGACCCGGAGAAAGGCAAAGGAGAGCGCGUAGCUGCCCUGGAGCAGGUCCCACCUGAGAUUCCUGUCUGCCCAGUAGCUGUGGGCCAGCCAGAGCUGGGAGGGACGAGGGACACAGACAUCAGCCCCAGCAGGGCCACGAACCUGUGUUGGGCCCCUCCCCAUGGUGGGCGCUGACGCCGCUGUCAACAAAGAGACAAUAAAGAAGGACGGGGCCUGUGCCAACCCCGUGCCAUGCCUUUGUCCAUGAAAUGUGAACUGGAA
This is a messenger RNA of Talpa occidentalis (Iberian mole), 897 nucleotides long. It is a transcript of the gene CUNH13orf46, whose product is annotated as chromosome unknown C13orf46 homolog. Lineage: Eukaryota; Metazoa; Chordata; Mammalia; Eulipotyphla; Talpidae. The coding region runs from base 92 to 667 and encodes 191 amino acids. The transcript has 7 exons. The record is from RefSeq and is a predicted model, not a curated record.